UACAACAUAAAAAACUACAUGGGGUGUUUUGACUCACGUCUGUUCAAAUAAACUCUGUUACAAAAGUUCGUAUUUAAAGUGUGAUAAAUAUAAAACAUAAAGGUUUAAAAUUAUGACCCAUGUGUAACAACAACACCAUGUCAGGAUAAACAAUUAUGUCAAGUUGUUUUAUUGAUAACAUAUAUCCUGUUUAAAUAACUGGCUUUAAAUUAAGUGUUUGUACGACGAAAACAAGGACAAACAUUUCUUCGAAACAGACGAGCAAAAACCAAAAGCAAAGGAAUGAAACAAAUAUUCUAACAACUUGUGAAUCAGCGUUUAUUUCCAUAAAACUAUUUAGAUUUUCUUCGCUUUUAAUUUAAUAAGAUCUAACAUUGCUUUGCAAACCAUUUGUUAUCCACAGAAAGUCAUUGGAAUAACUUCGUAAACAAUGAAAUAUAGAUUUAUAUUUAGUUGCAAAUUGCUCACAGUGGCAUUGGUUUCUAGCAUUUUAGGAUGUAUUCUGUUACAGGAAUUGGCUCAAUUGACUCCUACUACAAAAGUGAUAAAAAUGGAUCAGUUGAAUGUAAAGAGGCGAUUUGUUGAGAUUUCAAGUCAAGGAACAUACAUUUAUUCAGCCUUUCUCAAUCAAGACAAAAUCAAUCGAAACGAGGAAAAAACGAUCGUCGUUCUCUCUUGGCAACAAGAAAAUGCUACAAAAAACAGAUAUAAAUGCUGUGUGGUAUCAAACAAUGAAAUGCUCUCCUUGCAGUCGUCGAAAACAAAUUAUUUUGUGCGUGGUUAUGGACGUUUGUAUGCAAGUCGAGUUGAAUGUCAUGUCCCUCCAUGGAUAAUCAGCAUAGAUUAUGUCUCUAUUGUUAAACAAAUUGACGAAUGCCCAGCCAAAAGAACAUUUUAUAUUACAGUGACUGUCCGUAAACAAAUAACAAACAGACCGAAUUUAGCAAUAUGCAAUAAAUACUUAUAUGGAUCGAUUGAUGCAUUUCAAUUAAUAGAAUGGUUUGAAGUGAAUCUUUUUCAUGGAGUGGACACAUUUACAAUACAUUACAACCCAAGUCUUAAUGAAUUGUCUAAACGUGUUUUGAGAUAUUAUGAAAAUAAAGGAAUACUACAAGCUUUGGAAUUACUACCACCACUAGAAAGUAUGUUUCGAAUAUACUUAUGUCAGCAAGUAGAAACGAUAUACGACAAUUCAUUCAUAAGAAAUAUAUUAAAACCAUUGUCUGGCAUUCACACACGAAGCCCUAAAGGUGACAUUUUCGAUAUUGUUUUCCCAGGACCUAAUUCGUUUUUGUGA
Messenger RNA from Ruditapes philippinarum (Manila clam), 1297 nucleotides. RefSeq lists its product as uncharacterized. The transcript is spliced from 2 exons. The coding region runs from base 431 to 1297 and encodes 288 amino acids. The record is from RefSeq and is a predicted model, not a curated record. NCBI's taxonomy places the organism in Eukaryota, Metazoa, Mollusca, Bivalvia, Venerida, Veneridae.